CGGUAAACUGCCAGCCCGGACCAGCUCCUCUUGGCUUGUCACAACGGGUCAAAACGGAGCUCAACCAAGAGUCUAGAAUUGAUCCUCAGUUCUUUCUCAUCUGGGAGGUCAUUCCUUACUCCUGGUUCCACGGUAGCUUGAGCCACAGGUGACGUACCUCACUCGCCACACCGUUGCCACACCAAGUAUAAGAGACUCCUUCAGGCUUGGGCAUUCAUCGUGACAACUACAAAUCUUGACAAAAGCUUCAAAAGAUACAAUUUUUAUUCGUUUCGACCCUGUUUUUCUCUUCUGACCUAUCACACAACACGAAGCCCUCACAAUCAAACAUCAUGGGUCUCCCCGCUUUCUCAGAACCCGCAACAACCACUUCUCCUCAAACCCCGCAACAAGAACAGAAUCACAGCACUGGCGUUGCUACCGGUGCAGGCGCAAACACUGGCGCAGGCGUGACAAGGCCCAAGACUGAAGAGGAGAAAGAGGCCGAUCGAAUUUAUGACGAGGCCAUGGAGGAGGAGUAUGCUAAGCGUGAUGGAGGCGCCUAAGCAUGGAACAACUGGAGCAUGACUCGAAGUACAUAUUUACGACCUGAAGUCAAUCGACGAGAAAUUAUAGCUAGAAGGAUGAUAUUCUCAGCUCUGGACCAAAAUGAAUAAUACAAGUUGCUCCGAGGUUCGCCUGAGAUGUGA
Messenger RNA from Fusarium verticillioides 7600, 689 nucleotides. RefSeq lists its product as hypothetical. The record is from RefSeq and is a predicted model, not a curated record. Lineage: Eukaryota; Fungi; Ascomycota; Sordariomycetes; Hypocreales; Nectriaceae. The transcript has a single exon. Bases 333 to 545 code for a protein of 70 amino acids.